UACUACGUUUUCUCUACGUAAGGAAGAAGCAAGAAGCAGGUAGCAGCUAGCAUACCACACUCGAUCGAUCAUACACAUACACCAUGCCGGCCGCGCAGCACAUCGAACGAGACCAAGACCUCGCCAUGAGCAGCGACGAGUUACUUCAAGCUCAGCUGGAGCUCUACCACCACGGCCUCGCCUUCGUCAAGUCACUGGCGCUCAAGGCCGCCACGGACCUGCGCAUCCCCGACACCAUCCACCGCCGGGGCGGCGCCGCCACCUUGUCCGAGCUGGCCUCCGACACCGGGAUCCACCCCACGAAGCGCUCCAACCUCCGGCGGGUCAUGCGGGUGCUCACCACCACCGGGGUAUUCUCCAUUGUCCAAGGCAAAGGCAGCAACGACCACGCCGGUGAUGGCGCUGCGUAUUACAAGCUCACGCGGGUCUCCCGGCUCCUUGUCGAGAGAUCACCGCACAACCUGUCCCCGAUGGUGGGCACCAUCGUCAACACGUUAUGCUGGACCUCUCUCCUCAAAAUGCCAGAGUGGUUUACCCAAGGCCAAGAGGGAGAGUCGGCACAGUCGCAGUCGCUCGUCCAGCUGGCCAACGGCUGCACGUUCUGGGACACCACCAAGGUCGAAGGCGGCUUGUUCAACGACGGCAUGGCCGCGGACAGCCGCAUCGCCAUGAAGGUCCUGUUGAAAGAGCACGGCGGAGCGUUCGGGGAAGUGAAAAGCUCGCUGGUGGACAUCGGCGGCAACCAUGGCGCUACCGCGUCGGCCGUGGCGAGAGCGUUCCCGCACCUCAAGUGCACCGUUCUGGACCUCGCACACGUUGUCGCCGCGGCUCCCGCCAGCGACAUUUUGACCUUCGUCGCCGGAAAUAUGUUCGAGUAUGUCCCACCUGCGGAUGCUGUUCUACUCAAGUGGAUUUUGCAUGACUGGAAACACGAAGAUUGCGUCAAGAUAAUGCGCCGGUGCAAGGAAGCGAUCCCAGCGAAAGAAGCCGGAGGAAAGGUGAUAAUUAUCGACAUGGUGGUGGGAUAUCCGGUGACUCAGCCCAACGAUUCCAAAGAGGCGCAGGUUUUGUUAGAUAUCUACAUGAUGGGCUCCGAUGGAAUGGAGCGAGAGGAAAACGAGUGGAGCUUGAUUUUCUCCGAAGCCGGGUUCAGCGACUACAAGAUCACUCCAACCAAUGGGAUUCGAUCAAUUAUCGAAGUAUACCCUUAAAUGUUCUUAUAUACUUCCACUUCGGAGAUACUAUCUCCUUCCGUCCUUACGUGUUUAUUAGUCUUGCACGUGUAAUCAACUUGGUAAAUUAGCAGCCAAGAUACACGUGGAAGACUUAUAAACUGGAAAGGAAGGAGUAUUUAUUCUGCUCGUCAUUUGAUUUGUAAUAAAUGUCACCUGUAUUAUUGCAUUUAAGUUUUACUUUUUGUUUAUAGAUUUUCAAAUUUGCUUCUCUUUAGUUUAUUUCAUUUUUUCCGCCCAUUGUACCGCACCUAUGUAAUCUACAUAAAUUGUUCUUUUCUUUACAUACAUUAACAUUUCUUCUGCAGUUACCAAACAUUUACACGUGUAUUUGUUCUA
Triticum dicoccoides is the source of this 1571-nucleotide messenger RNA. RefSeq names its product acetylserotonin O-methyltransferase 1-like. Gene Ontology annotation, molecular function: O-methyltransferase activity; protein dimerization activity. The record is from RefSeq and is a predicted model, not a curated record. The transcript is spliced from 2 exons. The coding region runs from base 84 to 1211 and encodes 375 amino acids. Lineage: Eukaryota; Viridiplantae; Streptophyta; Magnoliopsida; Poales; Poaceae.